Culicoides brevitarsis is the source of this 531-nucleotide messenger RNA. Its product is annotated as transcription factor HES-1-A-like. Gene Ontology annotation, biological process: regulation of neurogenesis; anterior/posterior pattern specification; regulation of transcription by RNA polymerase II. Gene Ontology annotation, cellular component: nucleus. The record is from RefSeq and is a predicted model, not a curated record. Gene Ontology annotation, molecular function: RNA polymerase II cis-regulatory region sequence-specific DNA binding; protein dimerization activity; DNA-binding transcription factor activity, RNA polymerase II-specific. NCBI's taxonomy places the organism in Eukaryota, Metazoa, Arthropoda, Insecta, Diptera, Ceratopogonidae. The transcript has a single exon. The coding region runs from base 1 to 531 and encodes 176 amino acids.
AUGUCCUUCAAACCGAUUGAAUUACGAAAAAUUCGCAAGCCGUUGAUGGAAAAGAAGCGUCGAGCGCGCAUCAACGACUCCUUAAACACUUUGAAGCAGAUUUUGCUGCAAAAUACCGUGGCAAUUCCGACAUCCGGUGGUCGCAUUGCGAAAUUGGAAAAGGCUGACAUUCUCGAGAUGACGGUUCGUUAUGUGAAAAAUCUCCAUCGGCGACUUGGAGUGCCCGUGGACCCCAUGGAUACGGUUUCUUCCACUUCCGAGAGCACUGAUGAAGAGUCUUUUGUGGUAAAUCGUGAGAUUUAUAAAAAUUUAUUGAAUGAAAUUGAUCGACCGGUGGGUUUGAGUCACUUGGCACGAGAAAAUGUGCCGAAAAUUCGAAAAAAUUUAAAAUUGCCGAGAUUUGAGAUACGCGAAGAUUUGCAAGAUAAGGAAAAUUUGGUGCCAGAAAAGGAAAAAAUGAAGAAGGAGCAGAAAGGAAAUGAGAAUAAAGGAUUUAAAAGUGAAAAUGAACUUCAUUGGCGACCAUGGUGA